This is a messenger RNA of Physella acuta, 683 nucleotides long. Its product is annotated as ADP-sugar pyrophosphatase-like. Gene Ontology annotation, cellular component: nucleus. The record is from RefSeq and is a predicted model, not a curated record. Gene Ontology annotation, biological process: ribose phosphate metabolic process; nucleoside phosphate metabolic process. Gene Ontology annotation, molecular function: ADP-ribose diphosphatase activity. Lineage: Eukaryota; Metazoa; Mollusca; Gastropoda; Physidae.
AUGACAUGUAAAGAGCCAAAUGAUUAUAAUUUAGCAAAAGCUAAGCACAUUCACACUGAGGAAGUAGCUAAAGCAAAAUGGAUAGCUAUGAAUAUUAUAUCCUACUUGGAUCCAACAGGAAAAGAAAGAAAAUGGGAAGGUGUUACAAGAACUACAAAAUCUAAAACAGAAGCUGAUGCUGUUGGUAUGAUAACACUAUUUAAAGAUCCAGUACAAAAUUGUGAUUGUGUUGUACUCAUUCGUCAGUAUAGGCCUGCUAUACAUUCAACCACUGUUGAAUUUCCUGCAGGAUUAAUUGAUGCUGGUGAAACAGCCGAGGUUGCUGCUAUCAGGGAAAUGAAAGAAGAGACAGGUUUAACAGUAACGGUGAAGCAUGUAUCACCAGCUACUGCCACAGAUGCUGGUGUGCUGGACACAACUAUGAAAAUGGUAACUUGUGAGGUGAACUUAAAUGAUCUCAAAGAGCACAAUUUGAAACCAAAUUCUGAUGAAUUUAUUGAGGUUUUAAUAGAACCACUACAUUCUUUAUUAAAACGGUUAGAUGAUUAUUCAAAUAAUGGCGACAUUGUUGAUUCAAGAGUGUAUUCAUGGGCUUUAGCUAGAGCAUACCUAUGAAAUAAUCCAAAUAUAGUAAGGAAUUAUUUGUUUUAAGUUACCAAGCAAACUAAUAUAGUGAACGUUAU